This is a messenger RNA of Bombina bombina (fire-bellied toad), 3093 nucleotides long. RefSeq names its product COP1 E3 ubiquitin ligase (gene COP1). The record is from RefSeq and is a predicted model, not a curated record. Gene Ontology annotation, biological process: proteasome-mediated ubiquitin-dependent protein catabolic process. Lineage: Eukaryota; Metazoa; Chordata; Amphibia; Anura; Bombinatoridae. Gene Ontology annotation, molecular function: protein binding; ubiquitin protein ligase activity.
GCCCCGUGCUGUCUGCGUCUGGGUUGUCCAGGUUGGGGAUAGGCAGCAAUGUGUCGUCGCUGGCAGGCAGACCGGGGAGCUCUGUGGCCAGGAAAAGGCCUCUGCCCACCCCACUGUGUAAUGGGCUUAUGAACUCGUAUGAGGACAAAAGCAACGACUUUGUGUGGAGCAGCAGUGCACUACUGGCAGCUAGCUGAACACUUCAGCCCCAUAUGUUUUGAUAUGAUUGAAGAAGCCUAUAUGACUAAAUGUGGACACAGCUUUUGCUAUAAAUGUAUCCACCAAAGUCUGGAGGACAAUAACCGCUGCCCUAAAUGUAAUUAUGUGGUAGACAACAUUGAUCAUCUCUACCCCAAUUUUUUAGUAAAUGAAUUAAUUCUCAAACAGAAACAGAGAUUUGAUGACAAACGGCUUAAGCUGGACCCUUCGAAUGGCCACCGGUGGAAAAUCUUCCAGGAUCUAAUGGUGACUGAUCAAGACAAUCUGGAUUUAGCCAAUGUGAACCUUAUGCUGCAGGUCUUGUUGCAGAAAAAGAGACAUCUAGAAGCGGAGUCUCAUGCUGCUCAAUUACAGAUCCUCAUGGAAUUCCUUAAAGUCGCACGACGGAAUAAAAGAGAGCAACUUGAGCAGCUACAGAAGGAAUUAAGUGUUCUGGAGGAAGACAUAAAACGAGUGGAGGAAAUGAGCGGUUUAUAUUCUCCUCAUAGUGAAGACAGCACCGUACCACAAUGUGAAGUCCCUUCUCCGUCACACAGUAGCAUUAUUGAUUCAACAGAGUACACGCAGCCUCCUGGUUUCAGCGGGAACCCUCAGACAAAAAAACAGCCCUGGUACAACAGUACACUUGCUUCUCGACGGAAACGCCUCACCGCUCAUUUUGAAGACUUGGAACAGUGCUACUUUUCAACAAGAAUGGCACGUGUCCCAGAUGAUGGUCGACCUGGAAGUCAAUUAGAUGAAUUCCAGGAGUGCCUUUCCAAAUUCACACGAUAUAAUUCUGUGCGUCCCCUCGCGACACUGUCAUAUGCAAGCGAUCUGUAUAAUGGCUCCAGCAUAGUAUCAAGCAUAGAGUUUGAUCGGGAUUGCGACUACUUUGCCAUUGCGGGGGUGACCAAGAAGAUUAAAGUUUACGAGUACGGCACAGUUAUCCAGGAUGCUGUGGACAUUCACUAUCCUGAGAAUGAGAUGACUUGCAAUUCCAAAAUUAGCUGUAUAAGCUGGAGUAGCUAUCACAAGAACCUUCUGGCUAGCAGUGAUUAUGAAGGAACAGUCAUCCUUUGGGAUGGUUUCACAGGACAGCGAUCCAAAGUGUACCAGGAGCAUGAAAAAAGGUGUUGGAGCGUUGAUUUUAACCUCAUGGAUCCAAAACUCUUAGCAUCUGGCUCCGAUGAUGCCAAAGUAAAACUGUGGUCCACUAACUUGGAUAACUCCGUUGCAAGUAUUGAAGCCAAAGCCAACGUUUGCUGUGUAAAGUUCAGUCCUUCCUCACGCUAUCAUCUGGCCUUCGGCUGUGCUGGAGUCCAAUGUACUUAUUGCUGCUAACAGUCAAGGCACAAUCAAGGUACUGGAGUUGGUAUGAAACAGGGACCCAUUGAAAAUGCAAGCUCAACAAACCGCUCCUAUUGCAGUUUACCGUGUCUGCACAAAACUCUAAAUCCUCUCUAAUAAAUCUCAAAGUAUUUACCAUCAUUCUCUAACUGUCCUAAGACUUUUUGGGUGAGGGCAACACAGGAUAAGGACUGAAACAAAGGGGAGAGACUGUGAGUUUCUCAAGCCAUCUCCGUCACUUCUGUGUACUUCUGGUGCUGCUUCAUACUAUGUGGUUGGAGGGUCUGCAUCUUUUGUGCACUACAGUUGCUUUCAACAGGAGAAAAAAAAAUACCGGGAGACAAGGCUUCGUUUUUGUGAUAUUAGAAGCUAACAAUAUUGCAUAAUAAAAAUAAAGCAGUUUCUGAAGACCGGCCGUUUGUGUGAUGGGUGUGUACACAUUUCUUUAUGUUUCUGUUUGAACAGGCAAAGACCAUGAACAGCUGUGCGGAAUUCCAGAAAUGUGUCUCUUAAAUCUUAUUUUUAAUUAAUUUUACAGAUCACGUUUAAAGGUAUUUCUACACUAAUUAGUGCAGUUUCCUUUGUGAGUUGUUUCUAAAUGUAUUUGUGCAAACUCGGUUUGGAGGCUUUGAAAACAGAACAGAUUUUCCAAAAUUUAGUUCAACAGAUCACCUGUUGAAAGACAGUUCUACAUCAAUUAUUGCAGCUUUGCUUUGGUAUUUGCUCUAAUUGUAUUUAAGCAAAUUGGGUUUUGAAAAUAGAGGAGCUAUCCCAAUUAUGUCUGUAAACAAAGGGACAGUAAACACAUUGAGGUUUUAAUUAAAAAAAUAUAUUUAGUUCUGUGUUGAAAAACAAAUUUGUUAUAUAUUUUAAUUAUUUAUUUUGCCCCUUUCCAUAUAAUUUCAUGCUGAAAAUAGAACUGAAACUUGAUAUCUAGACUGCUCAAAGCUAAACCCUGUUCUUAAUUGGCUUUAACAACUGCUAAUAAAUCUAUUCAUUUUAUACCAACUUAAUGACAGUGGCUAUCCUUGUCUGCCGACUAAAGCCCAGAUUGGCUUCUCCAAAUAAGGCAAAUGAAUAGGUAGAGUGUGGCUAUUGUAAAGCAACUAAACAAGAUUAGACUUGACUGAUUUGUUAUUCUAUAGAAAACACAACAGAAAUGUCUCCAUUAAUUACAAGGUUUUUACUGUCCCUUUUUAGCAGUUGAUUUUUUCAUGCGUAUGCGUUGAUAAUUUGCAUAUUAAUGGCUCUGUAAAUUAUGCAAGUUUAAAUAUGAUUCAAUUAGAAAGCCGUUCCUUCUGUCAUCCAUCUGUAGCAAGGAGGAACCAUACAAUUGCUCAACUCUGUAGUGAUCAAGCAACAGAAAGGACUUCAGAAUUGCAGUUUGUCGUGUAUACAAGUUAUUGAAUAUGAUGAUGCUUGUGACAUCAAUAAAGGAACAUGUCUGCAAGACUUUUAGGUCUAAGAAUGUCAGAUUUAUUUUCUUAAAACAGUAACUUGUAACAUUUUGUCAAUUCACUUUAUAAAAAUUCAUACUUGCCUGUG